Molecule: messenger RNA, 483 nt
Organism: Arctia plantaginis
Lineage: Eukaryota; Metazoa; Arthropoda; Insecta; Lepidoptera; Erebidae
Source: the annotation of a GenBank genome assembly
AUGUGGAUGUUACUAGCGUUAGCGUGUGUGAGUGCAGCGAUGGCUGUGGCGGUGCCUAUUGAAUAUGGUGGGGUAUUUGCUCAUGCAGCUCCUGUUCUGCAUGCUGCCCCAGUCGUACACGCAGCACCGUUAGUUCAUGCUCCUAUAGCUCAUGCACCUAUUAUACAGGCGGAACCAGUUUCUUAUCCCAAGUAUGCGUUUAACUACGGAGUGAAAGAUCCACACACUGGAGAUGUGAAGUCGCAACAUGAAGAGCGUGAUGGUGACGUGGUUAAAGGCAGUUAUUCGCUAGUGGAACCGGACGGAUCUACAAGAACGGUGUCUUAUUCUGCUGACGAUCAUAACGGAUUCAACGCAGUCGUGCACAAGUCAGGACAUGCUGUUCAUCCGCAAGUGGUACAUGCUGCACCUGUUGCUCACUACGCGGCGGCCCCGAUAGCGCACUAUGCCCACGGGCCGAUUGCCUCCUACGGACUGCACUAG